GUGCAAACGUGAAUUGCAAUAAUCAAAGAGAAAUAUUCUUGUUGCAUAUCUUUUUUGAUCUAACAUAUUUUGAUAUUUUUCAUUCAAUUAUAUAUAUUUUCUGAUAUAUCAGAGUGAUAUAUCAAAAUCGAAAUAAAAAUGCCGGGUACGCCAAUAGAACCAAAUAGAGAUACAUUGCAGAAAUUGCAAACCGAGCGUCCCUCGAAUGGAAAUUAUCAACAAGUAGUAAGAGAAAUUACGCAAACGGAUCAUCUCAACAAAAGAUUGUUAGUAUCUUUGUUAAAAAGAAUGAAUAAAUCUAACGGAGAGUUCGAUAGUUUUAUGGAAAAAGAAACAUCUACUUCUGAAGAUAACGAUGAUAGCGAUUUUUAGGUUAAGAUUUUUCAAAAGACAGCUAAUCCAGUUCUCU
Molecule: messenger RNA, 409 nt
Organism: Vespa mandarinia (Asian giant hornet)
Lineage: Eukaryota; Metazoa; Arthropoda; Insecta; Hymenoptera; Vespidae
Source: RefSeq, a predicted model, not a curated record